Prunus mume (Japanese apricot) is the source of this 939-nucleotide messenger RNA. The record is from RefSeq and is a predicted model, not a curated record. NCBI's taxonomy places the organism in Eukaryota, Viridiplantae, Streptophyta, Magnoliopsida, Rosales, Rosaceae.
AUGGAAAUUGAAACCUUGAUGGAUAAUGACCUUAGAACAGGGGAUGAAACAUCACCAAUGUUUCUCAAGGAAAUUGAAAAGUCAAAGAUUUCUAUCAUUAUAUUCUCUGACAACUAUGCAUCUUCACCGUGGUGCUUAGAUGAACUCGUUAGGAUCCUUGAAUGUAAAAGAACUCAACAACAAAUUGUUUUGCCAAUUUUUUACAAAGUGGACCCCUCAGAUGUCAGAAAGCAAACUGGCACUUUUGGUGAGGCAUUAUUUAACCAUGAACGCAAGUUCAAUGAUGAUACAGAGAAGGUAUUGAGAUGGAGGGCAGCUCUUAGGGAAGCAGUUGUUUUGCCUGGGUAUCUCUUCGACCACGGGCAUGUAUCCCAAUUGAUUCAUCGCGUGUCUGAACAUAUUUCACAAUUAUUAAACCGUAAUUAUUUGAAAUAUGAGUUCAACUAUCCAAUUGAAAUAGAGUGUCGCGUACAAGAUAUGCACGAUCUUUUAGGCAUUGGAGACCCUGAUGUUCGCAUGGUAGGUAUAUUGGGUGAUGGUGGAAUGGGUAAGACAACAAUUGCUAAAGCUGUAUAUAAUUCAGUGGCCCAUAAGAGACAUAAGAUUGGGGUGAACAGUAUUGUUGGAAGAAUCCAAGUGAUGAAGAACAUGAUGCGCCGAAAGAGGGUUCUCGUAGUGCUUGAUGAUGUGAGUCGAAAGAACCAAUUAGAAAAAUUAGUCGGAGAAUUUAAUUGGUUUGCUUCUGGCAGUAGAAUUAUCGUAACAACAAGAUUUGAGCAUGUACUCGAUAAUUAUCGAGUAGACCUAGCAUACAAGGUCAAGAAAUUAGAGUUUGAUGAAGCUUUGGAGGUCUUCAGUUCUAAUGCCUUCCCAAGCAGUAGGCUUCCGGAUGAUCCUGAUUACGAAAAACUCGCAACUAGGCUCGAGGACGUCCAUUAG